Chelmon rostratus (copperband butterflyfish) is the source of this 1473-nucleotide messenger RNA. RefSeq names its product claudin-4-like. Bases 20 to 691 code for a protein of 223 amino acids. Gene Ontology annotation, cellular component: plasma membrane; bicellular tight junction. Lineage: Eukaryota; Metazoa; Chordata; Actinopteri; Chaetodontiformes; Chaetodontidae. The transcript has a single exon. The record is from RefSeq and is a predicted model, not a curated record. Gene Ontology annotation, molecular function: structural molecule activity. Gene Ontology annotation, biological process: cell adhesion; bicellular tight junction assembly.
ACCCCUAUCUGGGUGCAAGAUGCCAUCUUUUGGACUUGAACUGGUCGGCGUCACUAUGUCAGUGCUCGGCUGGGCGCUGGCUGUGGUCAGCUGCGCUUUGCCAAUGUGGAGGGUCUCCGCCUUCAUUGGCGCCAACAUCGUCACAGCUCAGGUGUACUGGGAGGGCCUGUGGAUGAGCUGUGUGUUCCAGAGCACAGGUCAGAUGCAGUGUAAGGUUUACGACUCCAUGCUCGCUUUACCUCAGGACCUGCAGGCCGCCAGGGCGCUCACCGUCGUCUCCAUCAUCGUGGGGUUGGUGGCUCUCUUCAUCGCUCUGGUGGGAGCAAAGUGCACCAACUGCAUCGAGGAUGACAGGGCCAAAGCCAGGGUGAUGAUCUCCUCGGGCGCUGCGUUCAUCACAGCAGCUCUGGCCCAGAUGGUGCCGGUUUCCUGGUCAGCACACACCAUCGUGCAAGAGUUUUACAGUCCAAUCAUCCCCAUUGGUCAGAAGAUGGAGAUCGGGGCGGCGCUGUAUUUGGGCUGGGCUGCCGCGGCUCUGCUACUGGUUGGAGGCUCCAUCCUCUGCUGCAGCUGCCCUCCACCGGAAGAGAAGCCAUUGAGGUACAACUUGCAACCCCAGAGUCGUGUAGCAUACUCCGCCGCACCGAGGUCAGUCGCUCAAAGCUCCUACAUCAAGAGGGACUACGUGUGAGGGAAGAGCAGAGGGACCAGGAAGAAUAACAUUACUAUUUUCACAUGUAUCCUGCUUAUGCGUACGUUUUCAUGCAAUGUGUACAGAAAUGUAGAUAAAUAAUAAUCAUGUUGGUUUAACUGGAGCCAAUUGUUCCAGAAAAUGGUAGAAACCAAGUGUUUUGUGUGUUUGUGGCUGUUUAGGAUCAUUAAUGUAUGUAAAUAUGAAGUCUGAUGGUCCUGUUUACAAUUAUCAUUGGUCUAAAGCAAGCAGGGAAGAAGAUCAAAUUUUAGAGGAUGUGACCAAAUAUGGUCUGUCAUAUAUAUUUAUUAUUUGUGCUUAUAACAUUUCCAUUGUGAAUGUUCCUCAUUGCGCUGAUUAGUGUGUACAUGUCAGGUAUCAUACGGUCAACUGUUGUAAAGCAAAGAGGGACACUGUUGUGACUGCUUUGACUGAACUGAGUUUUAAAUGGCUUUUUUUUCUGAGGGAACAAUAUUUUUCUUGCUAUGAUGACAUAAUACAGACACGAGUCACAGAUGUAAAAUGUUGUACAGCCGAGCAAAAUGGAGCUCACUGUGGGCUCCAAAACAAGGUCAACAUGGCGGAGUGGACUGUGAAAAGAAUGAAGGAAGUGGUACAUGAGCAAUGUUAGUUCCUUCAUCUCGAUCACAUUCCACUGCGCAUUAUGUGGCUGUGUUUUAUGACAUUUCUGACAUUUUCUACAUCUAUUUUAUAGAACGUGUCUUUGGUUGUAUUAACAUUGAAUGUGUUCGCUACAGAAUGGGUUUGAAAUUGGAGUUUUA